Molecule: messenger RNA, 1034 nt
Organism: Phaedon cochleariae (mustard beetle)
Lineage: Eukaryota; Metazoa; Arthropoda; Insecta; Coleoptera; Chrysomelidae
Source: the annotation of a GenBank genome assembly
UUUCCACUCAUUAUUGUUUUAGUAUAGCAUGUUCAAAAUUAUUUUUAAUUGAGAAUGGCAGAUAUUCCUCUGAUAUAUAUUAUUACUCGGGAAUAACAGAUCAUUAGAGGUAUAUUGGUUUAAUGGAUGACAAGAAAAUAAUAUAAAUUGAUUUACAUUAUGAAGAACAAAUCCAAUUGAGAGACACAGGUACCGUUUACUCGCCCAGAAUAAGUCAUUAUGGUUGCUGAAAUUUUGUUUAAAUCUUUGGUACUCAUAGCAGCUGUUGUACGGGGUUACGAAUUUCCUGAAGCUUUCAAAAGAUGCCGAAUGAACGAUAAAGAUUUCGAAAUCUGUUUAGCAAAAACAAUCGAGAAUGCUUUCCAGCUCAUUGGAAGCUCAGGUAUUCCAUCUUUGAGUCUUCCUUCAAUCGACCCAAUUCAAAUUACCAGUCUCGAAAUAGGAGCUGGUACUAGCGCUGUCAACCUAGUGCAAAAGUAUAAAGACGUUAAAGUCUAUGGAUUUUCCAAAAACAAAGUAGAGGAAGCACAUAUGGAUUUCGACAAAAAAAUUCUAACAUUCACAACUCUAUAUCCAGAGUUAAGACAGGAGGGUAAAUACAGCGUGAAUGGAAAAAUUUUGGUUAUCCCAGUGUUUGGAACAGGAGAUUCAGUUAUUCAAUUGAUGGAUCCGAGAAUCGUACACACCGUAGUAUUCAAGGAACUCACGAAGAAUGGCAAAAAACACUUCCAUGUUGAAGACUACAAACUGGGUAUCAGCAUCAAGGGGGCACAUUACGAUUUCCAAAAUCUCUUCGAUGGAGACAAGAAAUUGGCCGACAACAUUCUGAAAGUCAUCAAUGAAAAUUGGAACGUCAUUUUCGAAGACGUCAGAGCUGGCGUAGAAACUGCUUAUUCGGCUGUAUGUAAAGCAAUGGCCAACAGGUUGUUUGAUACCGUUCCUGUUGAUGACAUUUUUCUGAAAUGAAUUCGUUUAAUUUUUUGCUAAUUUUGUAACUUGUAGAAUUAUGUUAAAAUAAAGUUUCUUUGAUUUUU